Porites evermanni is the source of this 2765-nucleotide messenger RNA. NCBI's taxonomy places the organism in Eukaryota, Metazoa, Cnidaria, Anthozoa, Scleractinia, Poritidae. The record is from the annotation of a GenBank genome assembly.
GUUGAAUUCAUUCUGCUGCCGAUUUUCACAUUCCUAGCAAGCACAAAGGGCAGCUGUUUGACUGGAGCAUUCUUUUUCACUCCUGCAAAAGGCGUGGUCGAUAACCACGCCCUUUAUGGUCACAUGAUUGCUAACCUCACUGCUCUAGAGCCAAUAGAUUGUUUUAGAGCAUGUCGGCUGGACUGUCGGUGUAUCUCGUUCAACUUUAAACAGAGGGAGAACAGGUGCCAAUUGAACGAUGAAAACAGACACACAAACUCCAGUGCUUUAGGAUUCGCUGAGGGUUGGCAAUACUACGAUAUGGUCAUGGACUACAACAUCAGGGUAAGGAAUCAGUAAGUUACUACUAAGACAACCCUUCUUAGUCUGAAAUUAAUUUAUGGUAAAUACAAGAGAUCCAUCGAAACGAACUCGACAUGGACUAGUGAAACUUAAAGCUAAAUCACGGUUCAUUCAUCCUGAGAAAUUUAGCCCCAAUAUUUUUGUUGUUGUUGUUUAACCCAUAUUCGCUUUGAUGCAUUUAUAAAACUUCCUUACCAUAAAUGUGCGAAUAAGAAAAUAAUGACUCGAAAUAUCUCGGUGAAGUUUCCAUAAGACCUCUCUUUGUGACACGCCGUUUUUACAUUAUCUUCCACCGGAAAACAACUUGCAGUCGUCAGCUCUGUUUUUCUCCCGAACAAUAGAGAAUUGAAAGGAACGCCAGAAGCAGACUAGAACGGUCAAUCUCCGUACUAAUUAUUGGCUAUAUUUACAUUUAAUGCCGCUCCGAAGCGCAGGUUGUGACCUCAGGCUAUUUCUGAAGUUUGCUGCGGCGGUUCCCCGAUCUGAGUUGAGACUUGAAUAUGAUUAGACUGAAAGGACGUACUCUCAGAGAAGGCAAAAUUACAUUUUAAAAUGUAAAAAUACUUGAUCACUAUGUUUUGUAUCUAUUCCUACUCAUUGGGUCUGAGAAUUUUCAGUUGUUUUUUUAAUUUCAGUCUACUGGUCCCUUCGUUGACUGUCAGAACAGCUGCUGCGAAAACAAUCCUUGCCUUAAUGGAGGAACGUGUGACGUCCUCGGGAAACGUUUCAAGUGUGAAUGCGGUCCGCAUGCUACGGGGAAACACUGUGAAACUGGUAAUAAUGCAAAGCAUCAGACCCAUCAGGAGCAGGGGCGGAUCUAGGGGGAGGGUGCAGGGGGUGCGCACCCCCCCCCCCUCCGAGAGGACCUGCGGUUUUCUAAUACAACUGUUAUUCUGUAAAAAAAAAAAAAAACUAGGGGGUUUAUUGGGGUUGAAGAAGAGCAAAAGACGAGGGCACCCCCUCCUAAAAAAAAUCCUAAACCCGCCCCUGGGGAGGGAGGGGGGGGAUGAAUUGGCAAAUUGGAAUUUGUAUUUCAUGUCGACGUCAAAAUUAAAAAAGAAAACAACCCUUGCCUUAAGGGAGGAAGUGGGGGCGUCCUCGGGAAACGUUUCAAGGGGGAAUUGGGUCCGCGGGGUAAGGGGAAAAAGUUGGAAACGGGGAAAAAUGGAAAGCAACAAACCCAUCAGGGGCGGGGGGGGGUUUGGGGGGGGGGUGCGGGGGGUGCGCCCCCCCCCCCCCUCCGAGAGGACCUGCGGUUUUCUAAUACAACUGUUAUUCAGUAAAAAAAAAAAAAACUAUGUGGUUUAUUGGUGUUGAAGUAGAGCAAGAGACGAGUGCACCCCCUCCUAAAAAAACUCCUAGAUCCGCCCCUGAGGAGUGCAGGGGGAGAUGAAUUGGCACAUUGGAGCUUGAUAUUCAUGUCGACUUCAAAGAUUAAAAAGAAAGUGAUGCGAGAUCAAAUAAUUUGUUUGUCUGGAUCCUCCUUGAAGAUUUUCUCUAAUCUUUAGUGAGAUAGUGACAGGUUUAUCUUUGAACACAGCGCGAUCGCAGCCUAUCUUGAUCAAAUCCUGCUUGCUUAAAAGGUGUGUGCAAACCUUUUCAAUGGAAGGAAUAGCACGGCCUCUUUCAUCCAGGCUUGGUGCCUAUGUAUUCAUGCGUUUACUUUCAUGGUGGAAAGCCAUUGCGGCCACGUAAGUACUUAGAUAGCGCGAAACCAGUACUGAGACAGUAACGUAUUUCGAAAGGUCAAAUCACUUCAUGAUUUCCAGCUUUAGUGAUUAGGGUUUCCCAUAUUUCUUUUUGUGUACUUCUACAGUUUUAAGGGGUUAUUUUGAGAUAAUUCUUCUCAACGACUUAAGUUAAAAAGGCCUUCCUAACGUUCGACACAUUGUCGGUUUCUAAAAGAAAAAUUUGAAUUUAAAAAAAAACGUCUUUCUGAGCUUCAAAAAAAUUCAGAACCAAAAGCAUGAUUUUCUUGAUUUUCUAAUCACGGUGUCUUUUAUGAUUUUUUUAAAUUUUCUACAGCAAUAUGCUCCACUCCGGACUGGCUUCGCUUAAACAACUCUUGUUUCAAACUAAUCACAGUAAAGAUUCCCUGGCUUCAAGCACAAACGUAUUGUGCUGGGAUGAACAGUAACUUGACCUCAAUUCACAGUGUUGAGGAGAACAACUUUGUGCGUCAGGUUGUGUCAGCUGGUUCGUCAUAUAUGUGGAUUGGACUAUCCCGCAAGAUAGACAGCCAUGAUGACAGCUUUCACUGGGUUGAUGGCUCUGAUCUUUCAUUCACAAAUUGGGCAAGUGGUGAACCAAGCAGCAUUCAUGAAAACUGCACUGAAUUUGUCAUGAGAACGGGUGGGAAAUGGAACGACCUUCGCUGCACCGUGCACAAGUCAUUCAUUUGCGGCAAGAAAUUGAAUCCUUAA